UUUGCUUUAAAGGGGAAUGAAAACACGGUCGGACUGCUGUGGGCGUGGAAGGUAACUUCCUGUUUUGAAGGAAAACGACUGGCGUGAGUAUCUGAUUGUUUUGUGGGUGCAAGGACUGACUUACGUGCUGUGAGGAGCGGAGGAGCCAUGCCUUUCCUCCACGGGUUUCGAAGGAUCAUUUACGAGUAUCAGCCGCUGGUAGAUGCCGUAAUGUGUGUUGUUGGACUAGAGGAAGGAAAUGGUGGUGGUCAGGAAGACAGAGUGCGAAGCCCCGAGGACGAGUCUGGUCUGUGUACUUCUCUGGUGGAGCUUCUGGAGCGAGAGUCCCAGUCAGAAGUGUUUGUAGAAGGUAUCAGCUAUGCUCUGUUUAAAGUGGCAGAGAGGGGGCUGGUGUCCGCAGCUGAAAUCCUUCUACGUUAUGGAGCUUAUUUAAACUUUGAAGACCCAGUGUCAUACUACAACCCUCUACAUAUAGCAGUUUUGCGGAACAGGCCAAACAUGGUGCGGCUGCUGGUUGGACAUGGAGCAGACAUUGAAAAGAGGGACAGAAUCCAUGAGAGCAGUCCCUUGGAUCUUGCCAGUGAGGAGUCAGAGAGACUGCCCUGCCUGCUCACCCUGCUGGACCUAGGUGCUGAUGUGAAUGCAAGAGAUAAACAUGGAAAAACACCUCUGCUCCAUGCCUUGGCAAGCAGCGAUGGACUCACUGUGCACAAUACAGAGAACAUCCAUCUUCUUCUUCAGAGGGGUGCUGACAUUAAUGCUGCUACUGUAGACGGUGAAACAGUUGAGUCCUCGUUGGUGUUUCUGGUUAAAGAGGCUCUGGAGGCCAACGUGGAGGACGCUGCUGAGAUCGGUAACUUCUGCUUGAAAACCACACAACUACUGCUGGCUCACGGUGUGGACCCCAGCUCCUGUCUGAAUGAGGAUGGCGAGCCCUCCCUUACACAGACGAGCCUGGAGCACUUCGACCGUCUCUUUCCUCUGGCUGUGCUCUUAAUCCAGAGCGGAGCCUCUUUGGCUUGCUCCUAUCACGGCAACUCCUGUUGGUCAGGUUACAGCCUCCUUUUCCAGCGGCUCCAAGCAGCCCUGCAGCAAUGCUCUGAUGAAAGUCACGCCUCUGAGCUCCUGGAGCAAGCCGAGGUGUUGCUCGACUUAGCAAGGAUAAAUGUCCCUACAUUACAUCUGCCUCCCAGGCUGGAGCUCCCUGUGCCUGGUCACGACCCUCACCCAUAUGCUCAGGCUCUGGUAGACCUGCACAGCCGGGUGGUAGAGCAUGAAGCAAGCCCUCCUGCCUUGCGAUGCCUUUGACGGGCAUUCAUAAGGAACCACCUGCAGCCCUGGCCUUUGGAAGACCGAGUCAAAGCCUUGCCAUUACCAGACAGACUCAAAGACUUUCUUCUCCCUGAGCGCACAUACACCCCAAAGCCUGGUUGGGACUGCUUCAAGCCCCAGCAGAGCCAACGCUGAUGAUAGUUUUUAUUCUGCCUAAAAUCUGAAAUAACAGACUGAACAGGCCUGAAGUAAUUUGAAUAAAAUGUCUGGGCAUUUGUUCAUAAAUGAAGCUAAACCUAACAAAUUGAGGCCUUUGUUGAAUCCUCAUUGUAUGUUGUGAGUGCCAAAUUUACAGACAGAUGUGAUUAUGUUUACUUUAACACACAAAGGUAUGUAUGUGCAAAUUAGUGUCUGAAUUGUAUCUGUCACUGUUGAAUAAACUGCCAUACAGUCAAGUGAACCAAAUUAAUAUUUAAAGCAAAUUGCAAUACAAAAUAAAAGCCACCAGAUGGCAGUGUUGCUCCUGCAUAUCAAAAGUAGCUCAAAUGCCAGGGUCAAAGAUUUAGUUAUUCUCAGUGCAGCCUAUUAAAGUUGUUCUAGCGCAGUAGGGUCCAUCUAUAUUUUAUCUCCUCAACAUGAUGGUGAUGUAUUGUGGAAUUUGUGUAUCUGCUCACUUAUCAUGAAGGUGGAUCAAUAAAGUAAACAGGCAUGUUUCA
Lates calcarifer (barramundi perch) is the source of this 1988-nucleotide messenger RNA. It is a transcript of the gene asb6, whose product is annotated as ankyrin repeat and SOCS box containing 6. NCBI's taxonomy places the organism in Eukaryota, Metazoa, Chordata, Actinopteri, Centropomidae. Bases 148 to 1308 code for a protein of 386 amino acids. Gene Ontology annotation, cellular component: BRCA1-BARD1 complex. Gene Ontology annotation, molecular function: protein binding. The record is from RefSeq and is a predicted model, not a curated record. Gene Ontology annotation, biological process: protein ubiquitination. The transcript has 7 exons.